AUGGGCCACUCGUGUAUGGGCGUGGUGGGCGCGCUGUGGGGAAGAGAGGUCACAACGGGAUUCUGGGGGGAGGCUCAACCAGCCCCGGCGUCUCUACCCCAUCGCAUUGUAGUCCUCGGCGUUGUCCUGUUCUGCAACAGUUGGGCGCCUAGGCGUUCUUCUCUUGCUCUCUACAACAGCAAGAACAUCAUUGACAAGGGAAAGCAAGGGAAGAUAGAGUGCGCAAUUGAUUCACCAUCCCAGAAGAUGGUCCCAGGUUUCCGAGCUGCCGCUUUCGCGGCCUUGUUUAGUCUUUUUGGGGAAUCAUCUGCAAUUAUUACGCGGUCAGGGUCUCCUCAAUGCACCCAUCUAUCCCCUGGUCCGGGGUGUACUUCAGCAACCAAGGAGCAUAUGCCUGCCCUUGCCUUCGGCCCCCUAGCCUUCAUUGGAGGUAUCGGGGUGUCUCCCAACAAUUCCCAGCAGGUACAGAGUGCAGCAGUCGAAGGAGAUAACAGGCCGACCUCUCCUGCCUUACCACACCGCCGGCUUCGUGUGGCUUCGUCAGGCGCCAAACUGGAAGAAACAGGAACUGUCGGGGAGUGCUCCGGUCAUGUUACGCCUUUCAAGCUGUUUGGUUUCGGCGCGUUGUUCUCCUACGGCGUGCUGCAUGCAUGCAAUGUGGAUAUGCUGUACUUUAAUUGCGGGUGGGGAUAUGCGGAACGCAGCUUGAAGGUCUCCGCUGGUGUGCGCUGCUGCUCCUCUGCUGUGCAGCAGCCCAUGCUGAGAGAGCCUGCCUCUGCAGGAGGGACUUCAGACCGCAUUGGACGGGCGCUGGCCUCUAUGAGGAAGGCCUUCAACGAAGGGGUUGCGGGUGGUGGCCUUCGAGGAGGCGCGCGAGGCGGUGCGGCAGGGGGUGGCCUCAGGGGCAAAAGGCUCUCCGAGCCCAAGCAGCCGGCACUUCCAGUUGGGAGCGAUAUAUUGGAGGGGCUAGAAGGGGAGGAAGAUGACGAGGAAGACGAUGACGACGAGGGGGACGAGGAGCUGGAUGAUGAUUUAGACGACGGUGAUGAUGACGACGAUACUGAGGAUGAUGCGGGUUAUGCCGAUGAGGACUACGACCCAAUCGCACCAAGAGGACCCCUAGAGAACAAUAACUACGGGGAGGUCUGGUUGCCUAUUCAGUCUCGCCCUCGCCGCAACCGCAAGAAUCACGCCACUCGUCGGCUCGUGCAAGAGAGCCUCGUGAAGCCUUCCAGCUUGAUAUAUCCGCUUUUCGUGCACGACGAGGAGCGCAGCGAACCAAUCCCUUCGAUGCCAGGGCACCGGCGGCUGAGUCCUGCAGACGUGCUAAAGGAAGUAGAGGAGGCCCGCCGCUACGGUGUGAACGCUUUUAUGCUGUUCCCUAAGGUGGACAGUGACCUCAAGAGUCCCAUGGGGGAGGAAAGCAGCAAUCCAGACGGUCUCAUGCCUCGCAUUAUCAUGGCAGUCAAAGACGCCUUCCCAGAUGCUUUGGUGCUGGCCGACGUUGCGCUCGAUCCCUACACCACUUCGGGCCAUGAUGGUGUCGUCGACGAGGAGACUGGAGAUGUGCUUAAUGACAUGACGGUGUACCAGAUAUGCAAACAAUCCGUCAAUUUGGCGCGGGCGGGAGCGGAUAUGGUUUGCCCAAGCGAGAUGAUGGAUGGGCGGGUGACGGCAAUUCGUGAAGCGUUGGACAUGGAGGGAUGCGUGGACACAUCGAUCUUAUCAUACGCGUGCAAAUACGCCUCUUCGCUCUACGGGCCGUUCAGGGAUGCUGUGGGGUCCAAAAUCCAAGGGGGUGUGGAUAAGAAAACCUACCAGAUGGACAUCUCCAAUGCCUUGGAGGCCGAACGCGAGGCUGAGCUGGAUGUCCAGGAGGGGGCCGACAUGCUUAUGGUAAAACCUGGGACGCCUUACCUUGACGUACUGCGUCGUGUCCGCCAGAAGACGAACGUUCCCCUCGCUGCUUACCAGGUGUCUGGGGAGUAUGCGAUGAUUAAGGCAGCUUCGGAGAAGGGUUGGAUUGAUGAGAAAGCCACCGUUCUAGAAACGCUGAAAGGUUUCCGGAGGGCUGGAGCUGAUGCAAUCGCGACGUACUACGCUAAGGAUGCGGCCAAGUGGAUGGCGGAGGACUGCAAAGGCAGCAAUAGCUUUACUGAGCCUUGUGUCUGCUGCAAGCAGCUAUUGAACAGCUGGGGCAGCAGCUGGGGAGGAGGAAACAGCAGGCCCGACAAGGUCAGGUUUGCGUCAUCCCUCACUGCACCGCGGGGCGCCCCGGCCUUUCCGUUGCCUCCUCCGGGCGGCGGAUGCUACAGGAUUGAAGGGCGAAGGCGACUGCUCUCCUCGGGUUCAGUAGACAGAAGGGGGAGUCGGUUGCUCGCUUCGAAUUCCCCUGAGGGGAAGCUUCAGGGAACUAAGUGGUCCCUUGAGGAUGUAGGAAAUUCCUCCACUUUCCGGCUGCCGACGACGCCUCUGCCACGUCAUCCCUACCUGCAGCGGCGAGUGCUGGAUUCUGGCUUGGAGGUGUUCGUCUUGCCGCAUGCGCAUCCAGAAGGCAGCUUAGAGGUGCACUUGGAGAUGCAUGCAGGUAGCACAGCGGAAGCAGACAAUGAGCGGGGCAUGGCGCAUCUUUGCGAACAUCUGGUCUUUAUGGGAAACCGAAGACGGGGAGAAGUCGUGGCACUGCAGGGCGAGGCCAACGCUUUCACGGAUUUCCAUCACACCGUAUACUUUGUGAGCUGGCGAGGCGGUGAAGGAAGCGGCUCGGACGGUCAGAAGGCUGGAAGAGGAGAGGAGCAACACACUGCAGUUCGCAGACUCAGGGCAGCGCUCGAGAUGAUGCGAGAAGUCUUCACGGCCCCCACCCAGUUCACCGCCGAGAGACUUCUCAAGGAGAAGGCUGCAGUGCUUUCGGAAUCCUCCUUAGUGAACACAAUUUUCUACAGAAAGGAACAGGCGCAGUUAUCCAAGCUGCAUAGCGACACCAGCCUUCCUUGCCGUUUCCCCAUCGGGGACAUGGGGCUCCUGCGCAGUUGGAACAUUGAGGAGGUGCGCAAGUUUUUCGCUCGAUUCUACCGUCCAGAAAACGCCACGCUGUACAUUGUUGGAGAUGUGGCUGCACAUGCGACUCUCCGGUAUGUAGACGACAUCCUCGGGCCUGUUCAGGGGGACAAGGCAGGCGAAGAGGAGUGGCAAACAGUUCGCGAUCUGUGGCUUCAGAAGACUGUUAAGAAAGAUUCUGUCUUCUUCCCUCCUUUGGCGCACGCCUGGAUUGGGGAAAACAUGACUGUAGAUGCUGUAGAGAACCCUGAAGGUUCUCCGGGCUCUGUCGGGAAGAAGAUAGACCGAAGUGCUACUUCUCCCACGUCUCUUGAUAGUGUGUUGAAGUCGCGGCUGCAUGUGUGGCAGCACCCGCUACUGCAGCACUUCUCCUUAAUCUUCCUCCGUAAGCUUCCUAUAGCCGCCAUGCACACGCAGGCCGAUUUCUUCCGGCUCCUGGCGCGCAAGCUUGCCCUGCAAGCCCUUGCCGUAAGACUUACAGAGCGGUGUCGCCGAGAGGAUGACACGUGGAUGCGGGUAGAGGUUACCGACACGGAGUCCGUCAAGGAAGGUUGCCGCAUUGUCAGUGUGGAGGCGGAGGCUGAACAAAAGCGCUGGCGAGAUGCUGUACGCGUCGCCGUUGAAGAGGUACGCCAAAUGGCGACGCAUGGCUUGAGCGAAGCGGAGUUGGCAAGUUUGGUUGACUCGUACAAGGUUAACCUCGACCGCAUGCACAUGCAGCUGCUGUCGUCAGCAGACAUGCUACGGCUGCUCAUGGACAGCACCGCUUGCGGUCAUCGCGUAGUGCACCUUGAGGACGAACGGGGUCUUGCCUUGCAACUAGCCAGGGGUGAACUGGGCUCCUCGUCUAACGCAGGCGAUGCAAGGGGAGGGGGAGGGACAGACGCCCUCGGCUCGGAGAAGAUGAGGCAGCUGCUCACCCUAGUAAACGAAGAGGCGCGGGUCAUGCUCAAGUGGAUGCACGGAACCAUCGAGAACGACGGAAAGUACAGCGGGCCUGACGCCGUCUGUGCGUUCCUCGUUCAGUCAGGAGGUCCCCGCAACAAAGGCAACAGCUGCCCGCCCCAAAGAAAGCGCUUUCCUUCAACACAGCUGCAGGGCCACAUCGAAAUGGAGCAGAUGGAUACGGGGAUUUCCAACGUGGAAUGCUCCCCCACCUUGAAGAACUCAGAUGGACAGAAAGACGGCGAAGAUAACCAAGCAAGGCUUGCAAUCCCGCAGGAAUUUAUCCUUGGAGAAAUCUGCGACGCCAUGACCCGUGCUGUCCCAUCAAAGAGAGAGGGAGUUGAAACCCCGAAGUACUUGUUAACAAGUGAGGAGUUGGCGGCCUUACGACGCCGAGCGGCGGAAAGCUCCCCAGCAACCCAGAUGCUGACGGAGGCAGGGCCGAACGCGCAGACCUUACAAUUUGCAAACGGCGUGAAAGUCAAUGUGAAGCCAUUGGCCGAGGAGCGCGGGUCUGCACUGAUUCGCGUGUUGAUACCUGGCGGCCGGCUGGGCUCCAAGGUGGAUAUCGCAAAGAGUGUCCCCCAAAGUAGAGAGGUCGAGGACUUGAGGCAACACAGCGCCGCAAUGGUGGUGGGGGCGAUGACAAUGAUGGAAGGGGGUGCAGUGGGCCCCUUCACUCGCCAACAAAUUGAAGCUUUCUGUCAGGAGAGGUUGAUCGGAGUCAGCAUUGAGUGCUUGGACGAGUUUUUUGCCAUUGACAUCAGCGUGCCGGCCUUUGCGGCCCGCGAUGCUGACUCUGACAAAACUGGCCACCCUCUGAGAGCAUCAACGCUGGAAAGUGCUAUGCAACUUCUUCACCUGAUUUUCAAUGCCUUUCGUUUUGAAGAAUCUGCGUUUCGCCGAGCGAAGCAACGCGCCCUCAUGGAUUACCAUGCAUACACUCGAGAUCUGGUGGGCUACUCCCUGGGGGAGCUAAUUCUCAGCAUGACCGGGAAUGAUCCGCGCUUUGACUCGCUGAAGCCAGCGGUGACUGCACGUCUGGAGUUGCCGUUUGUGGAGGAGCAAAUCCGUUCCCACAUCAAGCGGCAGCUGGACCGGGGAGAAAUUGAAAUUACGGUCGUAGGUGACGUUGACUCCGCACAUGUCGCCAGAUUAGCAGCGAGGUACUUGGGUACGAUUGGGCCUGCUAACAUCAACAGGGUGGGAUCGCCGAAGGGGCUUCCCUCUGUAUCAGGCGUACAAAGAUUGCUGCAGUCUCCCUACCACCACCUCCAAGAACGUUCUACGAGCGCGGUGGCUCAGGAAUGGAGUUUAUCGCCAGAUACGAAGGAGGCGCUUUCGGCAGGCCAUUGGACGAAGGUUUGGGGAAGGCGGCUACAUGCCUACGUGAGGGACAGCGAGGCACGUGCUGUGGUCCACAUAGGAGGCUUCGCGUGUAAUCGGUGGGGCAGGAACCCAAACGGGUCGUGGAUAUGGGACGAAAUGGAAGCCCUACAGCGGAAGGAUGACUCGGUUGCCGAUCAAAUGGAGGGUAGAAUAGCCGAAAUGAGGCAGCACGCGGCAGGCAGCGAGCACCGAAAGCACCCAGCCUUCCCCCGAGUGGCCUUGUGGAUUCUGCAAGAGCUUGUUACCAAGCGCCUUUUCUCAAUUUUGCGAGAGGAGCAGCGGCUAACAUACGAGGCAGCUUUUGAUGUCAUGUCCUUUGACAUUUUGUGGGGCGGCAUCUUCAUUAUUACGGUCCACACACAGCCGGAAGAGGCAGAACGCGUCCUAGAGGCUACGCAUCUGGCGCUUCAACAGCUCACGAGCAUUCGACCUCUGUUACAGUCACAGCUUGAUGGCGCAAAACAACAGGUACUCAGCCGUCACCUGCAUGACCGCAAAUACGCACGCUACUGGCUCGACCUCCUGGGAGGCCUACAACUAGCCGAUGUUCCUCGUAAAACCCCUUCAUACUUUUCGGAGCUUGAACGGGUUGUGAAAAGCAUUACUAUGCAAGACAUUCACUUGCUCUUGCGAUCGCUUGGUCUCCGUCGGGAGAGUAUGUGGGAGGCCAUCGGAGUCUCUGGUCCCGUUCCUCCAGCGGCUCUUUCUCGCCCACCCAACUGGAUCGUAGAGGACCCUGUCGGUUCCCUUUCGAGCAGGCCGCUGCGCGCUUCGGAAAGUAGUCAUGCUAUCCCUCAGCGUACUUGA
Molecule: messenger RNA, 6201 nt
Organism: Eimeria maxima
Lineage: Eukaryota; Apicomplexa; Conoidasida; Eucoccidiorida; Eimeriidae
Product: M16 family peptidase, putative
Exons: 19
Coding region: 1-6201 (2066 amino acids)
Biological process (GO): heme biosynthetic process
Cellular component (GO): cytosol
Molecular function (GO): porphobilinogen synthase activity; zinc ion binding
Source: RefSeq, a predicted model, not a curated record